Monopterus albus (swamp eel) is the source of this 2395-nucleotide messenger RNA. RefSeq names its product prokineticin receptor 1b (gene prokr1b). Gene Ontology annotation, biological process: neuropeptide signaling pathway. The coding region runs from base 588 to 1745 and encodes 385 amino acids. Lineage: Eukaryota; Metazoa; Chordata; Actinopteri; Synbranchiformes; Synbranchidae. The record is from RefSeq and is a predicted model, not a curated record. The transcript is spliced from 3 exons. Gene Ontology annotation, cellular component: plasma membrane. Gene Ontology annotation, molecular function: neuropeptide receptor activity.
CAUCGUUGAUUUGUCACCUGAGGCGGGAGUCAAACACACGCAACUUUUUUCUUUUUUUUGACUUUCGAUGACGCGCUUUGGAAAAGAGCGGAGCAGAAGAUAGUGUGUAGGGAGACUGAUGGAGCGACCUUGUCUCCACUGGUGGGAUUGUCCAAUAAUACACGACUUAGGCUCGGUUUCACCCCUGACACUGAGCGUGCAUUAAGGUAUAUUUUGUUCUAUUAUAUGGCUGAGAAUAGUCGCGAAAUCUUCUGCAUGCGUUUUGCUGGUGAGUGCCUUCAUGUUUUAUAUUAGUUUGAUUCAAACUCAGACUGUGAUUCCUCUCUAGGCUGUGAUGAUCCUUAUCCGAGCUCAGCACUCCAGUUGAGACCCGCUGCAGCGUUUAGUUUUAUGAAAUGCUAUAGAGUCCUAAUUGUGAAGAUGUGUUUCUGUUUACAAAGAAGAUUCAGCCUUUUCAUCUUCAUACAGAGAAUUUAACACAAUCUAUCAAAAACCAUCACAGAUUUUCACAAUUGUUCAUUUGUCAGAUUAAACAGAUUUUAAAUACUAGUCAUUCCAAACCACAAAAAGAGUGUGUGUCCUGAGACAUGGGGGAAUCCAAUAUCAGCCACAUAGUAGCACCUUAUACAGAGAUGCAGGGCAAGUUGGAUCAUUACCUGGACAACUAUGAUCUGGACUAUGGCAUCCCUCCUGAUGAGAUCCCAGACACCACCCAGGGCCAGGCCUUCUUUGUGGCUACCAUCGUUAUAGGUGUGGUGCUUGUGUGUAUCAUGCUUGUCUGCGGAUUGGGAAACUUCAUAUUUAUUGCCACGCUGACACGCAACAAAAAACUCCGCAACCUCACCAACCUGCUCAUUGCCAACCUGGCCAUCUCAGACUUCAUUGUGGCAGUGGUGUGCUGCCCAUUCCUGGUAGACUACUAUGUUGUAAAACAGCUUUCCUGGGAUCACGGAUUGGUGCUGUGUGCUUCUGUCAACUAUCUCCGAACUGUGUCGCUCUACGUGUCCACAAAUGCUUUGCUUGCAAUUGCAGUCGACAGGUACAUGGCUAUAGUCCAUCCUCUGAGGCCCCGUAUGAAGUACCAAACCGCCUACUGCCUGAUAACUGGAGUCUGGAUUGUUCCUAUUCUGAUAUCAAUUCCCUCUGCCUACUUUGCCUCUGAGACCAUGUACCCCCAUGGUGGCACCAUCCCAGUCACUCACAAGGUUUUCUGUGCUCAGAUCUGGCCUGUGGAGCAGCAGGCCUACUACCAGUCCUACUUCUUAUUUGUUUUUGCUGUGGAGUUUGUUGGGCCUGUGAUUUUCAUGGCAAUGUGUUACGCCCAAAUUUCCCGUGAGCUGUGGUUCAAGAAUGUCCCGGGUUUUCAGACAGAACAGAUAAAAAAGAGGCUGCGUUGUCGCCGCAAGACAGUGAUGGUCUUGAUUGGUAUUUUAACAGCGUACAUCCUGUGCUGGGCGCCAUAUUACGGCUUCACCAUCCUCAGAGACUUCCAUCCAACACUCAUCUCCCGCCAAAAGAACUCGCUGGUGGCCUUCUACAUCAUUGAGUGCAUUGCUAUGAGCAACAGCAUGAUCAAUACUUUCUGUUUUGUCAGUGUCAAGAACAACACAGUUAAGUACCUGAAGAAGAUAGCACUGGUGCGCUGGAGGUCAAAGUAUGCACCCAGUAAGACUGUGGAUGAGAUGGAUAUAAUGAUCUCCACCAUGCCUGUAACAGAAGAGAUCGAAUGUAUCCAUCUGAGGUGAAGAGAAGAAACUCAUUUAGCAGUCACUGAGAUUUGGACUAUUGAUGUACAGAAAGAUACAACACUACAGUUGACAGCAAUGGUUUGGCAUGCAACCUUUCUCUCAUGUUUAAGUCAUAUCAUAUAUCAUAUCAUAUCACAUGUAGCACAAGAAAAGGAUUAAAUUGAUUAAGCAACAUAUCGUAGCUCAGUCUUUGUUAGUCAGCAGUACAUACAGUAGGCUACUUGUGUUUGAAGUAUUAUAACAAUGGAAUCGCUGUGUAUCCUGUGACUAUACACUGUGUAUUGUGAAAUGUUGUGCCAUAGUGUGUUUAUAUGAUCUACAUGCAUUACACAGAAAGCUGCUGCAGCCCACGUGGUGAUAAAUACCUCUAGUGCACAUAUAUAAUAUCUGUAUUGCCUGUAUCUGACAUGUUAAAUUGUAAGGUCAAGUUACUAAAGAAAUCCUUUCAUUGACUAUUGCUUGUGUAUGUACAUUUUAGUUUUGCAUUGCAUUUAGUCAUUUUUUUCAACAGUCAUUUUGUGAAAUGAUUGAGAAGGUCCCUCUGAAAAACCAACAAAGACAUAUUGGAGCCUUUUGAAAAUCGUAAAGUGUUUCUUCUUGUUUGCAAUUGAAAACAAUCAAUACAUUUGCUUUCUUUGUAGAUGAAU